ACACUAGCCAACUAGCCAAGCCAAAAUGAGAACUGGCCCAAAAAAUCCAAAGAAGGAACGCAAGGCGCAUACUACGUAGCGACUCGCGCCGUGGCCCGUGCGACUCCACUUUUCCAUCUUCUCUUCAAUCUGUGCAGAUCAAGCACGUCUGUAGCCUCUAGCCCGGUAACGGGUAGCUGGUCGGCCGGUAGCACCUUUUAGCCUCUAGCCGAGUAGCACAACACUCUCGGUGCGCCAUUUCUGUCUUCCGAUAAGGAAAUGGCCCUAAGAGCACCCAUAGCAGGAAUAUGCACAUCUUCAACUCUGUUUGCUCCGUCAUGUAACUACAAUAGGGCAGUGGUCAAUGCGAAGGCUUCAUCUUUGGGAACUUGCUUUUUUGGUCGUAAAGUUGGAGCUCUAAAGCUUGCAGUUGAACAACGUCCUCAUUUUAAUAGAUUCAGAACUGGUGCCCUUAGUACUCACAGUAAUUUGUUCGAGAGAUUUGCCAGAGUAGUUAAGUCUUAUGCUAAUGCCAUCAUUAGCUCUUUCGAAGACCCAGAGAAGAUCCUGGAGCAAACAGUGCUAGAAAUGAACAACGAUUUGAUAAAAUUGCGUCAAGCUACAGCACAGGUCUUGGCUUCACAGAAGCAGAUGGAAAACAGAUACAAAGCUGCACAACAAGCAUCUGAGGACUGGUAUCGUAGAGCGCAACUUGCUCUUGGAAAGGGAGACGAGGAUCUUGCACGUGAAGCUCUCAAGCGAAGAAAAUCUUAUGCUGAUAAUGCAAAUGCAUUGAAGGCUCAGCUUGAUCAGCAAAAGGGUGUGGUUGACAAUCUGGUCAACAACACACGGCUUUUGGAGAGCAAGAUUCAAGAAGCGAAGUCAAAAAAAGAUACACUAAAAGCACGUGCUCAAUCUGCUAAGACUGCAACCAAAGUAUCUGAGAUGCUUGGGAAUGUGAACACUAGCAGUGCCCUUUCAGCCUUUGAAAGAAUGGAGGAAAAAGUUAUGACCAUGGAAUCUCAAGCAGAUGCUCUUAACCAGUUAACAAGUGAUGAGCUUGAAGGAAAGUUUGCGAUGUUGGAGAGCUCUUCAGUUGACAGUGAUCUUGAUGAACUAAAAAAAGAAUUGGGUGGAAAAUCAAAGAAAGGUGAGCUUCCGCCUGGCAGAACGCCCAUUACCAGCACAAGGUCAUUGCAGUUUCAGGAUGCUGACAUUGAGAAAGAACUGAAUGAACUAAGGAGGAGGGCUAGUGAUUUAUAGGUAUCAUGGACGAUCAUGAGUCAUUUUUUUCACUUUCGUACAAUUCCAAUAUAUAUGAAUUAAGUGCAACAAGGAAUUGCCAUUGAAGAGGCAGGCCUGGUUAGAGGACAUUAGAAGAGUGAUAGCGUGACCGGUCUUGAUAUAUUAUUUUACCUGCUUGUAUGGAUUAUAGCUCACACUUGGACGUCCAUAUGUGAGUUAUUCUACCGUUGCAUAUGAAAUUGAUUGCCUAGAAUCAAACUUCCCAAAGAGCGAAGGUUUUGUAUUACGGCUUUAUUAUCUUCUCUAUCAUUUUGUAUUGAGACUGAAUAUAAACUAUUUUUCUCUCGUCUCAAUAUUUGGCAGUCUAUCCUGGAUUUAUACUUCAUAUAAACCGUUUGUUA
Cuscuta epithymum is the source of this 1625-nucleotide messenger RNA. Lineage: Eukaryota; Viridiplantae; Streptophyta; Magnoliopsida; Solanales; Convolvulaceae. The record is from the annotation of a GenBank genome assembly.